Caenorhabditis remanei is the source of this 957-nucleotide messenger RNA. RefSeq lists its product as uncharacterized. Bases 1 to 957 code for a protein of 318 amino acids. The record is from RefSeq and is a predicted model, not a curated record. Lineage: Eukaryota; Metazoa; Nematoda; Chromadorea; Rhabditida; Rhabditidae. The transcript is spliced from 2 exons. Gene Ontology annotation, molecular function: structural constituent of cuticle.
AUGGAAAAGGCCAGUUCUGGGCCCAACAAUGUGGCGAAAGCCACAGUGGCACUUAGUGUUGUCAGCAUCCUGAUUCUUGGAGCAGUUUUGACAAUGUUGAGCAUUCAACUGGACGAGGCUCAUGAACGUCUUCAGAACCGAAUGGGAUCUUUCAAGUUCGUUGCUCGCAACAUUUGGCAUGACAUCGUUUUGGUGAAGAGCAAUGGAAGAAUCAGGAGACAAUACGGGGGAUAUGGAGCUGAUAGUGCUCAAGGCGACAACCAACAGUGCACAUCUUGUGUUCAACUCAGAUGCCCACCAGGACCACCUGGACCACCAGGAGUUGGCGGAGAAGCUGGAAUGGAUGGAGCUAAUGGACGACCUGGAAAGCCGGGACUCGAUGGUCUUGACGUUCCACUUGACCCUGAACCAGCAUUCCCAUGCGUUAUCUGCCCAGCCGGACCACCAGGAACUCGCGGACCACAAGGAGAAGUUGGCCGUCCAGGACAACCAGGAGAACCGGGACAUCCAGGACUUCCAGGAAGACCAGGAAAGCCAGGACGUGUUGGAGAUGCAGGACCACAAGGAGAACCAGGAGAACAGGGAGAGCCAGGAAUCAAAGGACCACCAGGAGAUGAUUCGAUUGGAGGUACUGGAAUCAAGGGACCUCCAGGACCACCUGGACCAAGAGGACCCAAGGGCCCACCAGGAUCCAAUGGACUUCCAUCGCAGAACAGUGGGCCACCAGGACCAAUCGGAGAGAUGGGACCACCAGGUCCACCAGGACCAAGAGGAGAGCCAGGACCACCAGGACCAUUUGGACCACCAGGAGAUUCUGGAGAGCCAGGAGGUCACUGUCCAUCGUCUUGCGGUGUUCAAGAAAUCGUUGCCCCGUCAGUUUCCGAGUUGGAUACCAAUGAUGAGCCAGAGAAGCCAGCUCGUGGUGGUUAUUCUGGUGGCGGUUAUGGAAAGAAGUAA